Molecule: messenger RNA, 303 nt
Organism: Necator americanus (New World hookworm)
Lineage: Eukaryota; Metazoa; Nematoda; Chromadorea; Rhabditida; Ancylostomatidae
Exons: 2
Coding region: 1-303 (100 amino acids)
Biological process (GO): protein deubiquitination
Molecular function (GO): cysteine-type deubiquitinase activity
Source: RefSeq, a predicted model, not a curated record
AUGGUUGUCUGGUUUGAUGUUCGAUUACCGGUUGAGCGGAUACGAUUCGAUAAUAUCCACGCAAUAAUUGUUAAUGUUCCCAGUAGCAGUUAUAUUCCAUUGUGGAAAGGUCGACAUUGGUACACUAUCCUUCGACAGCAGGAUACUGGAAGAUUCUUCAAUCUGGACUCAAAGUUGAACCAACCAGAAGAGAUUACCGAUAUCAUCCAGCAUUGUCGUAAUUUACUCAACAGAACGGAAGAUGGAAAUCAGUUGUUUCUGGUUGGAAAAGGUGACUCAUCGCUUUUCCUUCAUCCAGAAUAG